Cheilinus undulatus (humphead wrasse) is the source of this 3010-nucleotide messenger RNA. It is a transcript of the gene mcm8, whose product is annotated as minichromosome maintenance 8 homologous recombination repair factor. Gene Ontology annotation, cellular component: nucleus; MCM complex. Bases 64 to 2346 code for a protein of 760 amino acids. NCBI's taxonomy places the organism in Eukaryota, Metazoa, Chordata, Actinopteri, Labriformes, Labridae. The record is from RefSeq and is a predicted model, not a curated record. Gene Ontology annotation, biological process: double-strand break repair via homologous recombination. Gene Ontology annotation, molecular function: single-stranded DNA binding; ATP binding; single-stranded DNA helicase activity. The transcript is spliced from 20 exons.
UCAGGAAGUCAAAGAGUCCCUCUGCAGACUACUCUGGAUCGACUGUGUCCAUACAAAGGAUGGAUGCUCUACUUCACAGAAGGCUUCAUUGAGAGCUCACCUAGUGUGGAAAAGGUCAAAGUUUUUGAAAAAUAUUUCACUUCCAAGAUUCAGUUGUAUGACAAGGAUGAGAUUGAGCGUCAGGGAAGCGUUUUAGUGGACUAUGCAGACCUGACUGGAGACAAAGUGGUGCGAAAAGCUAUUCCUGAUUUGGCUACAGAGCUGAAAGAACAGCCAGAAGUGAUGCUCAACUGUUUGGGACUGGCUAUUCAUCAGGUUUUGACUGUAGAUUUGGAGAAACAAGCUGCUGAGCUGGAAGGGGAAGAACUUCCUGUUGCUACCCCAAUCAUCAACAUCCCUCACAUCAGUGCGAGGCUGUAUAACUAUGAACCGCUGACUCCUCUGCGAAUGCUGCGUGCCAGUGUGUUUGGACGACUUGUGUGUGUGAAGGGAACAGUGGUCAGAGUGAGCAACAUCAGACCUUUGUGUACAAGGAUGGCCUUUAGGUGCCAGAGCUGCUCACAGACACUCUGUCUGCCACUGCAGCAUGGGAAAUAUGCUGCACCUACCAAGUGUAUCAAGCCUGACUGUCGCAGUCGCUCCUUCGCCCCCUGCAGGAGUUCUCCCCUCACUCAGACUGUUGACUGGCAGAUCAUAAAGGUUCAGGAGUUGGUGGGUGGGGAGCAGAGGGAGACUGGACGGAUCCCACGCACUGUGGAGUGUCACCUGAACUCUGACCUCUGUGACAGCUGCGUUCCUGGAGACACAGUUACAGUAACUGGGAUAGUUAGAGUUACCAACGACGGUACUACUCAGAGAAACAAGGAUCAGUGUAUGUUCCUCCUCUACCUUGAUGCCACUUCAGUCAGCAAUACUAAAGGCCAGCAGUCAAAGUCUGGUCAGGUGUCAGGGGGGUCACAUGAGGAUCGUUCUGGAGGGGAGGAGUUCACUCUGAAAGAGCUGUAUGCCAUCCAGGAGAUCCAGUCACAGCCUGAGCUGUUGAGACUCAUAGUGCACUCUUUGUGCCCUGCCAUCUACGGCCACCUGCUGGUGAAAGCUGCCCUGGCCUUGGCAUUGUUUGGAGGCAGACGGAAACACACAGGCGUAAACAGCGUCCCAGUCAGAGGAGACCCACACAUUCUGAUGGUGGGAGACCCCGGACUGGGAAAGAGUCAGAUGUUACAGGCAGUGUGUAAUGUGGCUCCUAGAGGAAUCUAUGUUUGUGGCAAUAGCACAAGCACCACUGGACUAACAGUGACUUUAUCCCGAGACGCAGGAACAGGAGAUUAUGCCCUUGAGGGUGGGGCUUUGGUGCUUGCUGAUCAGGGUCUGUGCUGCAUUGAUGAGUUUGACAAGUUGGGCAGCCAGCAGCAGGCUCUGCUAGAAGCCAUGGAGCAGCAGUCUGUGAGUCUCGCAAAGGCGGGAAUAGUUUCCUCUCUCCCUGCCAGAGCAUCAGUUGUGGCUGCUGCAAAUCCUGUUGGAGGACAUUACAACAGAGGCAAGACAGUUUCUGAAAAUCUGAAAAUGGGUUCAGCUCUUCUCUCUCGAUUCGACGUUGUCUUCCUUCUCCUUGAUAUCCCCGAUGAAUCACAUGAUCGCCGCCUGUCUGAGCACGUCAUGGCUAACAGGGCAGGAAAAGGCCGAACCAGCAGCACCAUAGUUACCAGAACAAACAGUGAAUCAGAACCAUCUGUCCUGCUGGAACAUUCAGAUAUGCCGCUGUCUGAGCGUUUGCAGGUCCCUGUGGGUGAAAGUGUAGACCCAGUUCCAGCAUGUCUGCUGAGGAAGUAUGUCAGCUACGCUCGACAAUAUGUGCAUCCCACACUGUGUCCUGAGGCCGCACAGGUACUUCAGGACUUCUACCUAUCACUGAGAGCUCAGUCUCACACUGCUGAUGCUACGCCCAUCACCACAAGACAGCUUGAAUCUCUGAUUAGACUGACUGAGGCAAGAGCAAGACUGGAGCUGAGAGAGACCGCCACCAAGACUGAUGCUGAGGAUGUGGUGGAGAUCAUGAAACACAGUCUUGCUGAUACAUACUCAGAUGGUCUCGGCAAUCUGGACUUUGAGCGCUCUCACCUCGGGUCAGGCAUGAGUCAACGUGGUGCUGGAAAAAGACUCAUCAACGCACUGCAUUUACAUGCACAGAGGACCAAUCAGAGGCAGUUUGACCUUCAGAUGAUUCGAUCUGUAGCAGAAAGACUGAACAUCAAGGUGAUGGAUUUUGAGGGUUUGGUGAGUUCCCUUAAUGAACAGGGUUUCCUGCUGAAGAAAGGGGCCAAACUCUACCAGCUGCAGACUGUCUGAUCAAACAACUGCAGCAGACCAGUAGACCUUACUCAAGGUCAGUAUUGUAGUUGAACAAGGUCUCUCUUUGUGGAGAAAUAGGGAAAAAAAACAAUGGCUAACCCAUUUUUAAGACCAUUUUUAUCCUACCAGCAGACAGCUUAGUAACCUUUCGAACUGUCCAUGAGAGUCACAACCACUGAGAGAGACUGAACAGGUGGUCUCACAACUAAAACCUCUCUGAGAGCAACCACAAGUUUCCUGAAUGAGCACAAAUUUCCUGCUAAAAAGACUUCAGUGCCACCCCCACCUGACCCACUCACCCACACAUAAGCAAUUUUGAGUUUCAGUACUUUGAGUUUGAAAUACAAACCAAGUUAGGCUGGUCUGUGAUAAAGCAGAAGAAAAUUAUUUAUAUAGAAAAUACAAGGGUGAUUAUAUUUUUCUAUUUUUGACUAUUGUAUUUAAGGGUUGUAUAUACUUUGUUGACAACAUGAAACAAUGAAAACUAGUUAAAAAAAAAUUACAUUUUAGACCUCACUGUUUUUCUGUAAAUGAAGUUGCGUUUGUAUUUGCUUGUUUGUGUAAUGUUGAAUGGUGAUACAAUGUAAUGUUUUAAGGUGUUACUUGGUAAACAUUGUGCUACAUGGGAAAUCUGCUUCCAGUAACAACAGCAAUGACACUA